AUGAUCUCAGAUUUCGAUACACCGUUGCGCCCGACCCGUAUGAAGGAUCCUUUCACCCCUGCAUCUGGUGUCUCAAGUCCUUUUGGGUUAGGAAACGAUGCGAGCCCGCACUCGCCAUCACCAAGGCAAGUGGUUGCGGAUCGCUAUAUUCCUGUGAGAGAGUCGCAGGAUAACUCAGUCUCACACUUUCUUCUCACCACAAAGGAAAAUUUGAGCCCUAUCAUUGCGCUCUCGCAGUAUCAUACUCCGCAGCGAGAGAACACGUCGACCGCGGUCGUCAUGCCGACGUCGGCAUCCCCUCCAUCCAACACGUGGUCGUAUCCACAGGGCAGCAAUCGCUCAGUCGUGGAGGAAUCACCGCUUCGGGGCUCGCCCUACGGCGCCAUCCACGGCGGCAGCGCGGGCCCCACCCGGGUUCGAAGUCCCCUGGCAUCUUCGAACAUCGUCGAUGCCUUUGCACGUUUGCAUCUGGAUUCACACGCCCACCCCAUGGAGCACGGCAGCGCCGCCGUGCUCACGACGCCCCCGCCUCCAGCGUCGAAUUCCGCGUUCGACGCACCCUCGCCGAGCACCGCACACGCGGAUCCCGAUGCGUUGGUGAGCGGGGUGGAGCCGUACACCACUCGUCUUCUGCGGAAUCUCUUCAGCGAUACGCCGCAGGCGUCGGUGCUGGGCAUCCACGCUCCCGGCGGCUCUAGCACGGCGGAUGGCUCGGCAGUAGAAUGUACUGGCGCCGGUCGCUCAGGCAAAUCCAAGUGUUUUCGUGAGGAGGAACGUUUUUCGGCAUCCCUGGGCGUCGUGUAUGAGACAAACCGCACCCUCAACUUUACCUCGAAGAACUUUCGGGUAAUUUCGCAGACCCCAGAGCGUAUCUUGGACGCGGCGGAUAUGAUUGACGACUUUUACAUGAAUCUAAUGGACUGGUCCACGAGAGGGGUGAUCGCCGUCGCGCUUCAGUCCUCGGUAUAUCUUUGGGAUUCCACCACGUGCAAGAUAACCCAACUGCCGCCGCACACCACCAGCAGUUCCCUCCGGGUCUCCGACUCCAUGCCUUCGGGUGCGGGCAAGGUGGUCUGCAGUGUGAGUUGGACGCCCGACGGGCAGUACCUCGCCGUCGGCUCGAACGACGGCUGCGUCGACACGUGGGAUGUCGAGGCGAGGCAGGUGGUGCGGCACUGGCAUAAACACACCCGACGGGUGGGCUCCUUGAGCUGGACCACCGACGGCCAGGUGCUCGCGUCUGGUAGCAAGGACGCCACCAUCCGCCUGGAGGACCUCCGGGAUCCGUCCGAGACGAUGCACGUUUUGCGGGCGCACACGCAAGAAAUCUGCGGCCUGCGGUGUUCCCCCCACCGCAGUAGCGUCUACCUCGCCAGUGGCAGCAAUGACAACCAGCUGCUGGUGUGGGAUCGCCGGCUACUUGGCGGGCGUGGUGGGGCUGGUACGGUGACGCCCGACGCGCUCCCGGUGGUCUACCUCAACCAGCACAAAGCCGCCGUCAAGGCGAUCGCGUGGCAUCCGAUCCAGUCCUCCCUCCUUGCCAGUGGCGGCGGCACCGAUGACAAGACGCUGCGCUUCUGGAACACCCUCACAGGGGACUGCGUGCGCCACCUUAACACCCAAAGCCAGGUCUGCGGGGUCCUGUGGAACCACGCCGGGACCGAGCUGGUCAGUUCCCACGGCUUCUCCAAGAAUCAGCUCAGUAUCUGGAAGUACCCCUCGUUGAGACACGUGGCGGACCUCACCGGGCACACCUCCCGGGUGCUCCAUUUGUGCCUCUCCCCGGACGGUGAGACGGUCGCGUCGGCGGCGGGAGACGAGACGAUCCGCUUUUGGCGCUGCUUCUCGCCGGGCCCUGCGGCCGACGCGGCGCCGACGCCCAACGCGACCUUCUCCUCAACGUUGUCUCCUUCGCAACGGGGUGGGUUUCGUGUGGGUGGCGCUGCGAGGUGGGCGGAGACGACUCCCUCUCCUCUGCAGCCGCCGCUGGCCGCCACACGCAUCAGCAGCCGCUGCUGCUGGUCACCCGUUCGGACAGCAUCAGGGGCGAGCCUCUACACGGACCCCACCACCGUCCUACAACAGGUGGGUUUUCGAUGA
Phytomonas sp. EM1 is the source of this 2100-nucleotide messenger RNA. NCBI's taxonomy places the organism in Eukaryota, Euglenozoa, Kinetoplastea, Trypanosomatida, Trypanosomatidae. The record is from the annotation of a GenBank genome assembly.